Messenger RNA from Lineus longissimus, 5899 nucleotides. Its product is annotated as serine/threonine-protein kinase 31-like. The transcript is spliced from 26 exons. Gene Ontology annotation, molecular function: RNA binding; protein kinase activity; ATP binding. Bases 104 to 4297 code for a protein of 1397 amino acids. Lineage: Eukaryota; Metazoa; Nemertea; Pilidiophora; Heteronemertea; Lineidae. Gene Ontology annotation, biological process: protein phosphorylation. The record is from RefSeq and is a predicted model, not a curated record.
UCCAUGCUAACUGUGUCAAGUUGACGUUUCGACUCCCAAAAAGACUCGAUAUUUCCUGCUGAUAGAGCGAUUAUUUGCGUUGAGGUCUUGUUGAAGGGCAACUAUGACAAGUAACGUCGGCCCAAGUAUACAUGGGGGCACUACAACCUAUGAUGUUUUCGUAGGAAAUCUGCCCGGGGAUAUCGCCAUGAAUAACCGGGAACGGAUAGAAGAGUAUUUUAGACCCUAUGGUAAAAUACAUUCUGUGGUAGUGAUAGAAUCAAAUAGAGGUGCAGAAGAAAAGAUUUCAUUUGUCCGAUUUUUGGAUGAGAAAGAUGCUGAACUUGCCUGUAAGGAAUUGAAUGGCUCUGAGUUUGAUGGAAGAAGCCUCCUUGUCAAGAGGUCGUCGGCAAAGAAAAAAGAGGACAGGCCCAGCAACCAGUCACUGGGCAGUGAUGGGCAGAGACGACCCCAAAUUUUUAACCGUCCACCACCGAAAACCCAAAUGAUGGGCGAAAAACCUGAUCUAGUCAAAAUGGGCCGGCCACAACAAACAAAUUUUCGAUCACAGAUGGGAAACCCACCUCAGUUGGUUGCUAAUCAGCCUCAAAUGAGUGGUAACCAACCUCAUAUGAUUGGUAACCAACCUUAUAUAGGAGCCAAUCCACCACAUAUUGUUAACCAGUCUUAUAUGGGCAACCGUAACCAUUCAUCGUCACCGUCAGAAGAUGAUUCUUCACAGACAGGCAAUCCUCCCCAGAUAAGCCACUGGCAAUCCUCGGUCCCAUCAGAACCAAAGGAGCCUGAACAUGAGAAAGAUCAGGGGUUUGAACAGAUGAUCAUAAGCUAUGUUGAUGGCCCCAAUUCAUUUUGGGGCCAAGAGAUAAAGGACAACAGGGCACAAGAACUAGUCAAACUCUCAGAAGAUUUGUUAAAUAUUUGUCCCUUGUCUCCUCCUGUUACUGGAAGGCCAAACUUUGCAAAGAUUUAUGGCGCUUUAUUCUCCGAAGAUGGUCAGUGGUAUCGAUGCAAACCUUUGAGUUAUGUUUCUGAAACUCAAACGCUUGUUCAGUACAUUGAUUAUGGUAAUAAUGAAGUGGUAGAAAACAAACAAAUAGUGGAAGUGCCAAAUACACUCCUUGCUGCAAGUCCGCACGCCGAGAAGUAUGUGUUUCAUGGAUUGGAACUUGCUGCAGAUGAUGCAGAAAGUUCCGAUUACAAGGCAGCUGUGAAUUACCUGAAAGAAGCGACUGACGGUAAGCUUGUAGACGCGAUUGUCUUUGGGAAAGAACCUAUCAGUGGCGCCACAGCUGUUGACCUUACAAUCGACGGACAAAGCCUCACGGUCCCUAUGAUAAAUGAUGGCUAUUUGAAGAAGAAGUCGACUGGUUCGGUUGAUCACAAUAACCUUAAAGGACCCAGGAAUGUUCAAAGAAGUGACUUUGAGGAGAAACCAGUGCAGCAAAGCGAACAAAGGCCAAAGGGAGCGUAUCCACAACAAAACAUGGGCCAGAGCAAUAGUGGUUGGGGUGCAGGUCCAAGAUGUGGAGAUGAAUGGGGUGCUCCUGAACAGAUGCCCCAGGAACCCCAACCCCAGCAAUGGGGCGUUCAGCAUCAACACAGCAUGCAGCAGCAGAAUCAAUCAAGCUGGGGACAACCAGCUCUUCAGCAGAUGCCAAUGCAGAACCAGAUGUCGGGUCAGAUGUCGAACCAGAUGUCAAACCGUCCAGUGAUUUCUCCACAGGGUAACCAGAUGAACCGGGGUGGAGUUGGCCCUGGUGGGGACAGGAAGGGGGGCAUCCGCCAAGACAAUCUCCAGUUGAAGUUAGAGAAAGCAAACCGUGAGAUUAAUAAGCUUCAAGGGGAGUUUACCAAGGCUGUAGCGGAAAAGGAGUCAGCACUGUUGGAACUUGGAACUUUGAAAGGUCGAAUGAAGCUUGUAACAGAGGAAUGUGCUGCUGUGUCCAAGCGAGCAUGUGAUCUCAACAUUUCAAACAAACUGAAAACACUGAUGUCAACAGUGAACAAGGUGAAACUGAUGAGGAUUCAGUUCCCAACUGACAACAGCUCACAGGAUCUGAUCCAGAAUGCUAUAGGCCUCGUCUCGGCAGUCGAUGUCAAGAUUACACCGGAUAUGGAGUUGAUAAGGAUGGUGCAGGAUGCGCUUAGUCAGUACAAUGAAUGUCAGAUGUUUAUCAAGCAAUGCACAGAACAGUCUGACUUGGAGGAACUCAUCUCAAAGAGAAAUGUAUCCAGAAAAGUCUUGUAUGAAAAAAUAGAGCAUUUUCUUGAAGAGACAAAGACGUUGCCUGUUGAAGCGAGGGGUAACGCUCUGAGGGAAUCCAUCAAUCACCUGAAGCUUACGUACGCAUCGUUUAAAAUCGGCUCUACAUCUCCCCAGGCUCCGCUGAAUGAGGUGAUCCACGACUAUCAAGAAUGGAGGGCAAGAAAGAACUCGCUUUACUCUGAUGUGAGGACGAACACCAACACAGCCCACAAUAUGGUUGAUAGUGCACUCAAGGCAAUUCAGGAGCUUUUGUCCCUGGACUUCAUUUUGAUGCCUGAGAGCAAGAUAAUGCCACCUGAAUUGGAUGGACUUGUGAACAGGCUGCAAACAGCAGUUGUUAGAGAGAUGGAGAUGUCAGAUCUGGAGAGAAGUGGUGACGCGCCUCUCGUUGCUCGAACCCUGACCUACCUAAUCAGUGAUAUGAUGGCUGAGUUGAAAAACAUUGACCAGUUGGCUGCGAUGAAGCAUGCGUACAGUGUGAUGAAGGCGAGCCUUGUCGAAUGGUUGGAUGCCAAGCCAGACUUGGCACCACUUCAAGCCAUCAGGAAAAGCUUCAAAAGUCUCAAGUCAAAGUUGCGGCAUAAACUGGCUGACAAACAUGAUGUGGAGGAGAGUGAUGAAGACAAGGAAGACCUGAUCCGCAUCAAUGUUGAACUUGCUCAGAUUCGCUUUGAAACCCACAAUGCAUUCUUGGCAGAAGAUGAACAAAUGGUGAAAUUGUCCAAAUUUUAUGAAGAUCACUUUCCUGAGCUGUCGUUACAACAUCCUGAAAUCGCUAUUGAUAAAUAUGUGGAAUACGGUGGCCUUGUUAAGGCUGGUCUGGAUGUAGACCAAUUCGACUUGCAGCCACUGCCUGGAUCAGAAAAGAGUUCAGUUUACCAAACUCUCUUCAAUGGGGAAAAUGCAAUACUCAAGGAAUACAUCAUGGAUGAAACCAUUGGUGUCAUGAAGGACGAUUUCCUUACCAAUGCCGUUGCUUACAAUGCUGUAAAACAUAAAAACCUGCUGAAGAUUGAAGCUCUGUUUUUUCACAAGAAUAAACGACAGGCCUACCUGCUCUUGAAACAGCAUACGCCACUCGUCACAAAGUUGAUAGAGGGCGCCAUCGAUGAAGUGACAGCACACAAAUGUCUGCUUGGGAUCCUGAACGGACUGGCGGCUCUACACCAGGCCAAUAUCAUACACGGUGCCAUCAAGACAGAGAAUAUUCUCUUGGACAAUGAAGGAAAUGGAAUAUUGGCUGAAUUUGAUUUCACCAAGUCCGUGGGCCAGAGAGCAUGCAGCCUACACAUGAUCAACACCGGUCUUAUCUUCAAUGCGCCAGAAACACGGGUUGGAAUCGAGGUUACGAAGGCAGCUGAUAUCUUCAGUUUUGGCGUCCUUUUUGUUAUGUUGCAUUUCCCGACAAAGUCAUUCCGAACAAUGCCAAAUGGAACUCCUGUUCUAGAAAACACUGGCUGGUCACAGCAAACAAGCAUAAUGCUUGAUAACCUUCUCAUGCAAAUGCCGAACAGUCGUAUCUCAGCCAGUAACCUGUUAACGCUGCCAUACUUCACGAAUCCGUGUCAAACAAGAGCUGAGCACACAGAGAUUAAGGAUGUCUUACAGCUAAGGGGUAAAUCACCAUCGCCCACAUCAGAAGUCGCAAGACCAUCAGUUAUUGAAACAGUAUCGGAGACGGAGUCACAACCAACAGAUGCUGAAGAUGGCACAACAGCUCCCUCAGAAGCCCUUGAAACCCCACUGCCGGAGAGUGAUGUGGGUGAAGAUGACUUAUUGGAGAACAAACCCAAUGACGAUAAACCAGAACUAGUAGACUCUAGUGAAGAGCAGUCCAAUGAGAGCGAUGUCCCACCAGAGACAGAAGGAUUAUCGCAGGCUAUUCCUGAUGUGGUCACACAAGCUGCUGAUAUGCCGACAGUGACAAGUACAGAUGACGAUGGUGAUGAUGGUGAAGACAGCAAGGAAGUGUCUGAGGAGAACACACCAGAAGAAGGUGUAAGCGAAGAAGUUCCAGACUUGUCCAUUUAGUCUUGAAAAUGACAUCAUGUUCCAGAUUCCUGUUGCUGGUCUGUUCUUUUCGAGGACUUUUCUCAGAUUCAUAUCGACUGUAUCCCUUAUUACUCGAGCUGAUGGUGAUCAAUUUAAAGGAGGAAUCCUUGGAAUAUUGGUUGCGCUGAUUGUGACAUCAUAACAAACACGCCCAAGGUGUUCAUUUUGGAGGACUUUACCACCAUUUCCUGAAUCUUAUUGUGUUCACUUAUCCCCGACAUUUAUUUACGGCAUUCAGUUCUGUGAAAUAACAAUGAUGCUCUUGUGCUCAUGUGUACAUAUACACCUCAAAUGUACUGGUACGUAACUGCACCCUCAAGUAGGUUUAUCAUUGGCUUACAUGUAAUCACAGAACAUUGAAAUUACUGAAAUAUUGUUUUUUGUUGAAUCUUCUGUGGAUUGUGUAGGUGUAAGUUUCUUUACACAUGUCAGUAAAAAUGUUCACUAGUAGAUAUACGUAAACCUGCCACAAUGUUUUUUGUUUGGUAAUUUUUAUUUUGGUUACAUUGUACUUCUAUGGCUUCUCUCUGGGUGAGGAAUCGGUCUCUGUCAAUGCUAUUGGUUGCAACUUUUGAGGCUGAGAAUGCAAGCAGCAAAGUGUGGGUUAAUUCAUGUAUUCAGCUGCAGCAUUUAUCAAACGUAGCAUUAAAUUCCCAACACUGUGUGCUUGUGAAAUGGCUGAUUUGUAGUUCACUUGUUCAACUUUUUGCAACUGUUGACACGUGGAGGCGUGCAUAGAUUAUUGGCGUUGUACAUGUAUGCUGAAUGCUUUUUGACUGACAAGCAUGGUGUGUGGCAUGAGCCUUACAGUUAGUUUCUUGGUGAACAUAUGCAUUGGUAUCAAAAGGGUAAUCUACAAUAUACACCAUAGUUAAAGUUGAUCAAUUGUAAUCCGUUUGAUAUUGCAUGUGCCAGCAGGUUUACACAAGUGUCAAGUUCUGUGUUUUCUAUUCAUUCACACUACAACUUAGUGGAAACAAUGCAUGAGAUUGAGUGAGAGAAAUAAUAGUUUUGGAAAUUUUUGCAAAAAGAUUCUGUUAAGUUUUUUAUAAAAGCAUUUAUGUUGAACUGUUUAACCAGGGUUUAAACCAAUAUAGGAAUCUAUAUGAAUUUAGACAAGUAUGCAUUGUACUGUUGGCAUUAUUUGCCCCGUUUGAUAUUACAUUACGCUUUGUUCAUCGAAGAUACUGCGUUCUUCGGCAAAUGGACUUGGACAGGUAAUGUUUCCAUUUAUGAUAGAAUUUUAUAGAAAUUUCACAUUUUCGUUCACUAUUGUUCCGAAAAACAGCGGGCCAGAGGUGGUCACCCACAUUGUCGCUGUCUACAGCUGAUUUGGUUUCAUUGCAUUGUUGGAGUAACCCGGCUAGUACAAAAACUUUGCUACAUGUAUUGAUGCAUUUUCAUUCUGUCCUUUAAUGAGAAGGAUUGACAAUAUUUGUCAGAGUGCCAAUGUCUCUUUGUUAGAGUCUCUCCUUUUAUGAAGAUGAAAACUUGAAAAGCUUUUUCACUUGUAGGUCUCUUGUAAUGUUGUUGUUGUCAAUACCCUGAAUUCUCUGUAAAAUAAUUUUGUAAUAAAUGUAC